Messenger RNA from Hippocampus comes (tiger tail seahorse), 2036 nucleotides. RefSeq names its product melatonin receptor 1C (gene mtnr1c). NCBI's taxonomy places the organism in Eukaryota, Metazoa, Chordata, Actinopteri, Syngnathiformes, Syngnathidae. The coding region runs from base 522 to 1580 and encodes 352 amino acids. Gene Ontology annotation, cellular component: plasma membrane. Gene Ontology annotation, biological process: G protein-coupled receptor signaling pathway. The transcript has 2 exons. The record is from RefSeq and is a predicted model, not a curated record. Gene Ontology annotation, molecular function: melatonin receptor activity.
UCAGCACGCACAGCGCGCCACACACGCGCACGCUUGUAAUGAACGGCGCUCACGAGUCAUCGGCUCAGAGAGCGUGAACACAAAUGCAGUCUUUAUAUUUAUGGUAGAAAAAGCCAACACGGGACUCGGGCUGAGUGAUGAGGCUCGAUCGCAUCCUUCCAUUACGCACCGGAGGUCUCAUAUGGCCGCUCUAAGCAGCGUUUUUUGGCACCGUGGUGGACCGGGAAGACCUUCGGUGACACACGAGGACCACACGGACCCAUAUGUAGAAUUUACUACUUCGUCUGCCAACUUAUUUCCCUUAAUGGCGUCAAAUUGUCGCUAUUGCUGCUGUUCCAACACUACACAUGUCGGACCGUGCUUUUGGGUUCCGACGAGCAGGAAGUUCCGGACGCCCUCACGCUAAGUUUUUUGUUUGUUUGUUUGGUUGUUUUUUUUUUUUUUUUUACUUUGAUUGUUUUCAAGUCCCACUGAAAAGCGGGAGCAACACUUCCACCAUGGUCGCCGUGCCCUGAAGGGAGAUGGGUUUCGAGGGGAGGGAGCUGAACGGCUCAACUUGUUUGUCCGGGAAUGAGAACGGCACCGGACUGAGUGCCUCGUCCGGACUGUCCACUGCGCUGGCCAGCGUGCUGAUCUUUACGAUCGUGGUCGACAUCCUGGGCAACGUUCUCGUCAUCCUGUCCGUGUACAGGAAUAAAAAGCUUUGGAAUGCAGGCAACAUCUUUGUGGUGAGUCUGUCUGUUGCGGAUCUGGUGGUGGCACUGUACCCCUACCCUCUAGUCCUGACAGCCAUCUUCCAUGAUGACUGGACCAUGGGGGACCUGCACUGUCAGGCAAGUGGCUUCAUCAUGGGCAUCAGCGUCAUCGGCUCCAUCUUCAACAUCACGGCUAUUGCCAUCAACCGCUACUGCUACAUCUGCCACAGCCUGCAAUACGACCGCGUGUUCAGCCUGAGGAACACCUGCUGCUACCUGGGGCUGACCUGGGCUUUCACCGCCAUCGCCACGGUGCCCAAUUUCUUUGUGGGCUCGCUGCAGUACGAUCCUCGCAUCUACUCCUGCACUUUCGCUCAGACUGUUAGCUCAUACUACACCGUCUCAGUGGUGGUCAUCCACUUCCUGAUCCCGCUACUGGUGGUGUCCUACUGCUACUUGAGGAUAUGGGUCCGAGUGAUCCAAGUGAAGCACCGGGUGAAACCGGAGCAAAGGGCCAAACUAAAACCAAGCGACGUGAGGAACUUUCUGACUAUGUUUAUGGUGUUUGUGCUGUUUGCAGUUUGCUGGGCGCCAUUGAACUUCAUAGGCUUGGCGGUGGCAAUAAACCCGGCGAAAGUCGCACCCAGCAUACCCCAGUGGCUCUUUGUCACCAGCUACUUCAUGGCGUACUUCAACAGCUGCCUCAACGCCAUCAUAUACGGACUACUCAACCAAAACUUUCGAAAAGAAUACAAGACAAUUCUCCUUGCUGUGUGUGUCCCACGUUUGCUCCUGGUGGAAACCUCCCGAUGUGCCACAGAGGGUCUCAAGAGCAAACCCUCAGUUGCUGCAACUAACAAUAAUGUAGCGGAGAUAAAUGUAUAGUUGAAAUGUCAUCCCGAGGAAAAUCCGGAAUGUUGUGUUCCACCAGUGCCUUUUGACAUGGCAUGCAUCAUUUCCAAGUAGUCCCUCCAUCCAUUUUCUACGGCACUUGUCCUGUUCACGGUCACAACAGGCGAACCAAAGACAGACUCAUCCCUGGACUGUUGGUCAGUUACGGACACGGUGUUUGUCGGAAUGAAUCCAUAACUCUACAGCAUGUGCACCAUUACAUAAGCAGUGAUGCAUUUAUAUCACAAUUUGCAGAGUUCAACUCUUUUUGCCAGCCUUCACCGCACCCAAAAAAUUAUAAGCUGUGCUGGCAUAUUGCCCAACGUCUGGAAAACAAUGUCAGUUUUUGUUUUUUGUUUUAAGCCCAUCUCCGCAUUUCCACAUCACGUGUGCUACUGACUCACUGCAUCUCUUGGUCAGAUCCAUUAUGAACAUGUCAGCAAAUAAAAA